AUGUACCAAAUUAGGUUGUGUUCCACAGAUGCAGCUUCGAGGCUGGAUCCGUGUACUGGUAUGAAAUUGGUUGAGAAAGUGGACACUGCUACCUGGUUAGCAUGUGCCACGGAGUUGAGCCAAGGCUGCUCAUCUCUGGCCAACACGGCUCCUCGAUUUGAGCAGCAUCGUUCAUGUGGACCCGGACCAGAUGCUUACGUCAUCACAUCUACUUGGGGUGGUCGAAAACCAGAUCCUUGUGGACUUCUGAUGCCCGACGUAUUGAUGCAAGCCUUUGAAGGGCAAAGUGUACCCGAUCAGAAUAAAACAUUGACCAGUGAAAGGCAACCACUUUACAAACCGGAGCAUAGAGUCGGUCCGGGUCAAUAUGAUCCAGAUACAGAUCGUUGGGAAAAAUUGGUCUACUCUGCUCGUGAACGAAAUGCUAUCCAAAUGCAGCAUCCGUUGAACGUGCCACGGUUUAUUGAACAGGUUAUCCUAGAAGUCCAAAAACAGGUACGUUAUAUAGAACAAUACCAAUCCUUAUGGGUACAUUCGGAAUGUAGCAAAGAGUAA
Messenger RNA from Echinostoma caproni, 555 nucleotides. The record is from the annotation of a GenBank genome assembly. Lineage: Eukaryota; Metazoa; Platyhelminthes; Trematoda; Plagiorchiida; Echinostomatidae.